CUGGCUAUAGCUACUACUACUACUACCUUCCCUUCUCUUUUAUCUCUCUCUAUAGAUCUCGUACAAACAACAGUUUUAGACUCUUAUUAGUACUUACCGGAGAAAUAUAGACACAGAGAGAUAGAGAGAGGGGGAACAUAUUAUAUUUAUAUAUAUUCUACUUGCCCUUAAACCUCUUUGGUGUGUGCUAUUAAUAUAUAGCUACAAAUUUAAAUUAGAGUGCAAAAUAAUGAUGGCAUUAUUCCAAAGGAAGGUUCAUACCUUCUUCCUGUGCUUAUUAUCAAUCUCUGCAUUCUCUUCCCUUGUUGCUGUUGCUGUGCCAAAAGAGCAAGAACAAGAUCGGAUCUCAGCACUUCCAGGGCAGCCACGUGUGGCAUUCUCUCAGUUCUCUGGUUAUGUCAGUGUGAACGAGCAACAUGGUCGAGCACUCUUCUACUGGUUCACUGAAUCUCCCUCUUCUCCUCAGAAUAAGCCUCUUGUUCUCUGGCUCAAUGGAGGGCCUGGAUGCUCAUCUGUAGCAUACGGUGCAUCAGAGGAAAUUGGGCCAUUCCGUAUAAACAAAACUGGAUCUUCUCUGUAUCUCAACCCAGAUGCAUGGAACAGAGAAGCAAAUAUUCUUUUUCUUGAAUCACCUGCUGGUGUUGGCUUCUCAUACACAAAUACCAGCUCCGAUCUCAAAACUUCAGGGGACAAAAGAACAGCUCAAGAUGCACUGAUUUUUCUAAUCAGAUGGUUGUCAAGGUUUCCACAGUAUAAAUAUAGAGAGUUUUACAUUGCUGGGGAGAGCUAUGCAGGGCACUACGUCCCCCAGUUGGCUAAGAAAAUCCAUGACUAUAACAAAAACAAUCCUCAAAUUAUUAAUCUCAAAGGGUUCAUUGUUGGAAAUGCUGUGACUGAUAGCUACAAUGAUGGCAUUGGAACCAUCACAUAUUGGUGGAGCCAUUCUAUGAUAUCUGAUCACUCCUACAAAUCCAUUCUCAAGUACUGCAAUUUCACUUCAGAAGAAACAUCUAAAAAAUGUGAUGAUGCUUAUAGUUAUGCAGUUAACUAUGAAUUUGGAAAAAUAGAUCAGUACAGCAUCUACACCCCAACGUGCCCAAUAUCACUGAACAAUACUGUCAAACACAUACGGUUCAAGAAUCUUCAUAUGAUUUCAGGAUACGAUCCAUGUACUGAAAAUUAUGCAGAGAAAUACUAUAACCUUCCUGAAGUGCAGAAAGCAAUGCAUGCAAAUCUUACCAGCAUUCCUUACAAAUGGACUGCUUGCAGUGAAGUGCUCCUAAAGAAUUGGAAGGAUUCUGAAAUUUCUGUGCUGCCUAUAUACAAAGAGUUAAUUGCUGCAGGAUUGAAAAUAUGGGUAUUCAGCGGGGACACAGAUUCUGUUGUUCCAGUAACUGCCACAAGGUUCUCUCUGAACCACCUUAACCUCAGCAUCAAAACUCGUUGGUAUCCAUGGUACUCUGGUGGACAGGUUGGAGGAUGGACAGAGGUGUAUAAUGGUCUAACUUUUGCAACAGUAAGAGGAGCAGGCCAUGAAGUUCCUUUGUUUCAGCCAAAACGAGCUUACACCCUUUUUAAGUCCUUUUUGGCAGGAAAACAACUUCCAAAACAUUGACAUAUUGCACUGUAACACGUUAAUUCAGCAUGUUAAAUCAAUGCACCAUUCAUUAAUAUAUAUCUUAUAGUUUCUUGCUUC
Molecule: messenger RNA, 1696 nt
Organism: Vigna unguiculata (cowpea)
Lineage: Eukaryota; Viridiplantae; Streptophyta; Magnoliopsida; Fabales; Fabaceae
Gene: BRS1
Product: alpha/beta-Hydrolases superfamily protein
Biological process (GO): brassinosteroid mediated signaling pathway; proteolysis
Molecular function (GO): serine-type carboxypeptidase activity
Source: RefSeq, a predicted model, not a curated record